AAUUCCCCUCACAAAAAAAUCAAAUCAAAACAAAUUUCGUCGGAAAUAGAAAUCAUCAAAGAAAUUGCUUUCAACCUAGUCACAUUGAAACUUUAAGACUCUUAAAAAGACAACAAAAAUGUGUGGAGGAUUUUAUUGUUCACGAAAUUCCUUAAUUUUACUCAAUUUGAUGUACAUUGUCGUCGGUGGACUUCUCAUCAGUUCAGCAGUGUAUGGCAACCGCUUCACUGAUCUUCCGAUUAUUCCAUCGAUUAUCGGAUGUGGAGUAGUUCUGAUUUCUCUUGCCCUGAUGGGCUUAUAUGGAGCAGCUAAACACCAUCAAGUUACAUUGUUCUUCUACAUGAUUAUCCUUUUCUGUUUAUUCAUCGUUCAAUUCGCAAUCGCUUGUUCAUGUCUUGCUGUUAGCAAACAUCAACAAAGGAUUUUUGCUGAGGAAGGAUGGAAUGAAGUUUCGGAUGACAUCAAAGCUGAAGUCCAGACAACCUUUGGAUGCUGCGGAUUCAAUACUACUCAAGCUAACGAUCAUCCUUCCUGUGAUGCUGUUAACAAGAUAUGCUGCUCGACUAAUGACGCUCCAGAUUGUACUUGCUUGCCUUGUUUACCCAAGCUAGAGGAUACCAUUGAUUCUGCAUUUCGUGUUUCUGGUUCCAUUGGACUUUUCUUCAGCUUCACAGAGCUUUUGGGAGUGAUUUUAACAGUUCGCUAUCGAAACCAAAAAAAUCUUCAUGCAAGCGCCUUUUUGUAAACUCAAAACAAUCUUUCAUUUAUUUCUUCUUAAGAAGCUUCAGAAAUUUAAUUUCCCCAUCGAUAGAUUAUAGCUGUAUUCGUUGCAAGGCGCUUUAGAAAUCAACGAGACCCUAAAUUCGAUCUUCCUGUGAGAGCGGUGUUUCCAAAGGCGAAUUAUGAAUAUUGUUAGUCUCAUCGAUGAUAUGUUUAAAUAUAAAGUAUGUUGGUUUAAUUUUGAAAUUAUUUUAAGCUAAUGUCUUUCAACCAUUCUUUGAAGAUCUCUUUUAGAACAAUUAAAUUAAUUUGAGCAACAUAAGACCUUGAUUAUUUUCUUAGUUAUUUCUUACACCCUCGUGUUAAUCCCUUUGGUUGCUUUUCACGGUUUUCACCUUCAUAUUGCUUGACAUACGUAAAAAAACCAAAAUUAUUAAAUGAUUCAUGUGCGCUGUAAAAAUGCUUAACAGUGAAAAUUUCAUUUCUUUAAAAAAAUGUUCAACUUUUUCUUGCAAUUAAAUGUGAAAAAUUUCAUUUGAAUUAAGAUUUCUAAACAUCAAAAUAUAUAAAAUAUGAUGUUGCACAUCAAUAAAUAUAAAAACCUAAUAUGUAUUAACACUUAGAAGUCACCUUAUGUUGCUUCAGCAAUGUUACCUAAACGAAUGGCCAGUUUAAGUCAAAUUGAAAGAAAAGAUUUGUGAAAAUUUAAUGUCUAAAUAUGUCGGAAAAACGGUUUUCUCUUGAGGCUGAUAGGAAUUUAAAUCUAAUAUAAAUCUCUUAUUUAUGUAUGUAAUGUUUAAGAAAUUGAAUUAAUAUUCAUGAUUGUAUUAUUGUGAAAACAUUAGAAAGUUUCACAAUUAUUUUAUUAUCAUAGAUCAUUCUACUGUAGAUUGUGUGAAAUCUGUGAGAACAUAAAUUAUUCUACAUUAAUUCAUUAACGGAAGUUUAUGAGCAGCUCCGAACAUAAAGCAUGGUCGAUUUUCUCUCUUUUUCUGCUAAAGAAAAAUAUUAUUUUAAAUAAAAGGACGAAACAAAGUUGUCUGUGUAAGGCUCACUUCACAUUAUGUAAAUGUUUGAUGUAAUAAAAAAACGUGCUUACGUUAUAUAGAUAUCUACAUUAUUGUCAG
This is a messenger RNA of Clunio marinus, 1847 nucleotides long. The record is from the annotation of a GenBank genome assembly. Lineage: Eukaryota; Metazoa; Arthropoda; Insecta; Diptera; Chironomidae.